CGAGCUUGGCAAGUGCACCCCACGAAGCUGGAGCUACGCUGUCCCACGAGCAGACGAUUUCAGCACCUAUUUCAGCACAGGACAGAAUCCUGCACCGUCUCAUGGCAACAUGGCGAAUGAGUUCCAUAACCUUCAGGAGUUGAGGCAGAGUCCGUCUCUAGCCACCAAGGUGUUCAUCCAGAGAGACUACAGCGAAGGAACCGUCUGCCGAUUCCAGAUCAAGUUCCCCUCCGAGCUGGGCAGCAGGAUCGAGCGGUCUCUGUUUGAGGACACAGUAAAGACAUUGAACACCUACUAUGCGGAGGCAGAGAAGGUCGGAGGCCAGUCCUACAUGGAGGGAUGUCUGGCGUGCGCUACAGCCUACUUCAUCUUCCUCUGUAUGGAGACACGCUAUGAAAAGGUAUUGAAGAAGAUCUCAGGAUAUAUCCAGGAACAGAAUGAGAAGAUCUACGCUCCCAGAGGUCUUCUACUGACCGAUCCUGUUGAGAGAGGCAUGAGAGUCAUCGAGGUGAGUGUGUUUGAAGACCGCGGUUCCAGCGGCUCUAGCCCCAGCAGCAAUGUGUCGUCUGGAAUCAGCCAGCGGUGACUGGAGGAACAGCACCAGGGAUAUGGGUACCAACAACACCACCACCACCACCACAGAGGCAGCGGAUCCCUCACCAACAUCCGCAUGCUGAAACAUGAGAGCACACGCUUCUGAAUAUAGAUGUAUAUGUAAUCAAUAUACUAUCUCUAGUUAUGAGUAUAGAUGUGUAUGUAAUCAAAAUACCAUCUAUUGUUCUGAGUAUAGAUGUAUAUGUGAUACAGGAAAUAGAUAUUGAAUGUAUAUACUAUCUAUAGUUCUGAGUCAGGAAGGAGAGAGAGAAAGGCCAGGAUUUGUAGGCUACUCUCAACAGGAAACUGAAGUACCAUGAGGCCAGGAGCUGACACAUGCAAUGAUUUAAUGUUCAAGCAGGCACACACCAAGUCAAACACUCUAAACACACAUCUUUGAAUAUCUAACAGUAUGCUUACACUCAUAUUUCUGCACACUUUCCCAACCAUCUACUCCUUUACCCAUGACCAUUCUACUUUUUCACCAUUCCCUGUGUUUCCAUGAGUUUAAUUAUGAUCAUUAUGCCAUAUCCAAUACAUCACUGUCAUCAUCAGUUGUGUUCAACAUUCAAUCAUGAGCAGCAAGAAACAAUUGUUAUCACUAGGAUUGACUAUCUUGAAGCAACAUUAUAACUACAGCAGUAGUAUAACUAUCACGUUGAAUGCUGGCAAUUUACUGGUAAUCUUCUGGAAAAGACGCUACAUUUCAGGCAGUGCGAGAAUGAAGUCAGUGCAUUGUGAAUGUUGACAUGUCCUGCCCUGUUCUAUUUGGACCUACUGCUUCAGCUUUCAAUGUGUUUGUGAAGGACUGCUAGUUAUUAUUGGUAAUAUUACAUGUAUCUGUCUGGGACUUCAAACUGAAACACCUUGGAUUAUUUAUCAAUGCUCAUGCAGAGCAUUGGGUGCUGAUGAUCCACAUCGCAGCUGAAGGUUACACUCACACACGCAGCCGCAUGUGCAAAACACACAGACUCAUACACUCAGGUGCAUAUGCAAACAUACACUCACGCACACAGACAUGCACACACAGGCAAAUGCGCAAACACACACACACACACACACACACACACACACACACACACACACACACACACACACACACACCUGUGGCCACUGGCCUUGGGUUCCUGCAUACAAUAUCCUGGCAGCCACAUAUCCAUGUGGUCUCAGGUCACACAUACACACACAGACACACACACAGGCACAUACUGUGCAUUAGGAAAGUAUUCAGAACUUGACUUUUUCCACAUUUUGUUACGUUACCGCCUUAUUCUAAAAUAUAUAUUUUUUAAAUCCCUCAUCAAUCUACACACAAUACCACAUAAUGACAAAGCAAAAACUGUUUUUUAGAAAUAUUAGCAAAUGUAUUAAAAAUGAAAAACUGUAAUACCUUAUUGACAAAGUUAUUCAGACCCUUUGCUAUGAGACUCAAAAUUGAGCUUGGUGCAUCCUGUUUCCAUUGAUCAUCUUUGAGAUGUUUCUACAACUUUAUUGGAGUCCACCUGUGGAAAAUUCUAUUGAUUGGACAUGAUUUGGAAAGGCACACACCUGUCUAUAUAAGGUCCCACAGUUGACAGUGUAUGUCAGAGCAAAAACCAAGCCAUGAGGUUGAAGGAAUUGUUCAUAGAGCUCCGAGACAGGAUUGUGUCGAGGCACAGAUCUGCAGAAGGGUACCAAAAAAUAUCUGCAGCAUUGAAGGUCCCCAAGAACACAGUGGCCUCCAUCAUUCUUAAAUGGAAGACGUUUGAAACCACCAAGACUCUUCCCAGAGCUGGCUACCCUGCCAAACUGAGCAAUCGGGUGAGAAGGGCGGUGACCAAGAACUCUAUGGUCACUCUGACAGAACUCCAGAUUCCUCUAUGGAGAUGGGAGAAUCUUCCAGAAGGACAACCAUCGCUGCAGCACUCCACCCACUCCUCAGUAAAAGGCACAUGACAGCCCGCUUGGAAUUUGGCAAAAUGUACCUAAAGACUUUCGGACAUUGAGAAACAAGAUUAUCUGGUCUGAUGAAACCAAGACUGAACCCUUUGGCCUGAAUGCCAAGCGUCACAUCUGGAGGAAACCUGGCACCAUCCUUACGGUGAAGCAUGGUGGUGGCAGAAUCAUGCUGUUGGGAUGUUUUUCAGUGGCAGGAAAUGAGAGACUUGUCAGGAGCAAGGGCAUGAUGAACGGAGCAAAGAACACAGAGAUCGUUGACCUCAGACUGGGGGCGAAGGUUCACCUUUCAACAUGACAACGACCCUAAGCAGCCAAGACAACGCAGCACGGGCUUCAGGGCAAGUCUCUGAAAAUCCUUGAGUGGCCCAGUCAGAGCCCGGACUUGAACCCAUUUGAACAUCUCUGAAGAGAACUGAAAAUAGCUGUGCAGCGACGCUCCCCAUCCAACCUGACAGAGCUUGGGAGGCUCUGCAGAGAAGAAUGGGACAAACUCCCCAAAGCUUGUAAACUCCCCUAGCGUCAUACCUAAGAAGACUCCAGGCUGUAAUCGCUGCCAAAGAUGCUUCAACAAAGUUCUGAAUAAAGGGGCUGAAUAGUUAUGUAAAUGUGAUAUUUCAGAAUUAUUUUUUAUAUACUUUUGAAAAAAUGUAUAAAACCCUGCUUUUUUUGCUUUGCCAUUAUUGGGUUUGUGUGUAGAUUGAUGAGGGAAAAAACUAUUUAAUCCAUUUUAGAAUGAGGCUGAAAAAGUAUACUUUCCGAAUGCAUUGUACUCUCUCUUUCUCUCUCUCUUGCUCUCUCUCCUUCUCCCCUCCCUCCCUCUCUCCCACACACUCAGCCAAGCAGUGUUCUCUGUGGUCUCAGCUCAUUGGAAUCACAAGCAAACCUCCAUCCCUUUAAUAUAGCCAUGCUAGUCCCUGCCCUGGCCUGUAGCACUGCUAAACUGCCUGGCUAAUUGCAGAUUAUUCGUCGCUCCAAACGAGGCCUGUAUGAAGCUUAUUUAGACAGAUGUGGUUCACAGUGGAUUGACUCAGUGUAGUUUUAACACUAUAGCUGGAUAACGACUGCUCUCUGGUUCUCUGGUCUCUCCGUAUAUGAAUGGGUGCUAAUAAUGAUGGCCCCUGGUGUGUAUGUUGGAUUAUUCUCCCCGCGCACGCACUCUCACAUACACUCAUACAUGCGCACACACACUUUCUCUCAAACACAGACACACACACACACACAAAGAGGGAUAAUUGAGCCUUUCUCACAAUGGACAUAACUGACUGCCUCUCUAUGGGAGAGAGAGAGAGAUCAGUUGAAUAGGAGUAAAGUGGAGACUGAUUACAUUUCUCUAUGCCAGCUGGGUCUGACUGGGUUUUCCUCUGUGGACUCUUGGCUAUCACAGUCAACCAUAGAGAUGGAUAAAAUAACAUAAAGCAAUAUUGCCAUGGGUAUAACUUCUGUGUUAUCAAACCUCACAAUGGGACUUCAAAGCAAGUGGCUGAGUCCAUUGACCCUGCACAUAAUGUAGUUGCUCUCUCUCUCUCUUCUCUCACUCUCUCGUUAUCUCUCUCUAUCAAACACACACAUACUCACACACAUUGCAAUUUUGAAUCUCUGGAACACUGCUGACAGGAAUAGUAUUAAAAAUCAUGUCUCCGAAAGAAGUCUCCAUGGAAACACAGGAAACACACCCAUUUCACUAUUAUUUUUCAUUUUCCCUUUUUAUGUGACGCACAGUUAUAUCACCCUCUAGUGUGUGGACUGAGGAAGUGCUACCACCAACUUACCCUAAGACACAGAUCUAAGGUCAGUUUUGUGAUUUACUACUGAUGGUCACGGUUAGGAUCUAGGGAGAAUAAUCUGAUUCUAGUGCUGUGCCUAAGAGCAACCUCUAGCCAAAUCCCCCAACAAUCAGACAUGCUUCUUAAUCUGCACUUUCAUCAGAUCACCCACCAAGAAACCCUCUAAAUCUGUACUCAUAUCAGUUUGGCCAUGCUUGUUGUGCAGCCUCCUUUGCUUCGAUACCUUCUAAAUCUCUCUGACCAGCCUCCUAUGCUUUUAAUGCUUUCAUGUUUCAUCCCUCUGAAUUGGUUACCCAACCUGGGGCUGACUGACCAACACAUAGACUAACACUGCCAACGAGCCAUCCGGUGGGCUUUAUGGACAUGUAUAUGAACCAAUCAGUGGACAUCUAAAUAACCUUUGACCUUUUGUAUGUGUAGACUCUAUUGUCACUAUCUGGCCAUGCUAGAAAAAGGCAAAGAUAUAUGGUGCUUUACCACUAAUCAACAACAUUUGCCCAUUCAUUUGAAUGAUGUUGCCAUUUUAUUUCUACCAUGGCCAUUUACUAUCUACUCUGUAAAAGUGCCGUCAUCGAGUCGAGUGACCAAGUCUUGUUUUUGUGUAAAUCUUUGAUGAUGAUGAUGAUGAUGAGAAGGAUACUCAGGGGAGGAGGAGUGGAAGGUGCCAAAUAUAUAAAAGAGAAGAUAUGCAUACAUACUGUAUUGACUGACAGCAUGUUAUAUUUUGUGUAGCAUUUUUAUUCAGCCAGCAAUGGGAAUGUAGCAUACUGAGAGACGUAAAGACGUAAAACUGUAUAUAUUAAGAGAAGAGGAUGUACUCAUGCUGAACGUUUCUGUACUGUGGAGAUGGAAGGGAAGACAGAAAACUAACCAAGGGCUUUCUAUUCAAUCCGUAUUGCGUUCAGCGUUAAAGCGUGAUUGAAAUUUAAAGCCAGUGUUCUCGUGUCAGCAGAGCCUGCAUAAACGCUGCAUAUGUUGGCACAAUCUGAAAUGACCUUGACAUUUCGAUCACGCAACCUGUAACACUCGGUGAUACAUAUUGAAUAGAGCCCCAACAGUUGUUAUGUCAUUGGCUUGGAACCCGUCACAAAUGUGGUGAUGGCCAAGUUAAGAUGUAUUGUAGAUGUUAAAAUGUCAUAUACAAGUACCAGUCAAAAUCUUGGACACACCGACUCAUUCCAGGGUUUUUCUUUAUUUUUAUUAUUUUCUACACAGUAGAAUAA
Oncorhynchus masou masou (cherry salmon) is the source of this 5539-nucleotide messenger RNA. RefSeq names its product golgin subfamily A member 7B-like. Gene Ontology annotation, biological process: peptidyl-L-cysteine S-palmitoylation; protein targeting to membrane. Bases 110 to 586 code for a protein of 158 amino acids. Gene Ontology annotation, cellular component: palmitoyltransferase complex. The record is from RefSeq and is a predicted model, not a curated record. The transcript has 5 exons. NCBI's taxonomy places the organism in Eukaryota, Metazoa, Chordata, Actinopteri, Salmoniformes, Salmonidae.